AUGGCGAGCGAAGCAAACAACGAGAGGCAAACGUCGACUCAAGGGGCUGUUGGUGAUGCGACCAGUGCUUUCCAAUCGCUGGCCAAAAUCAGCUCAGAUCUCUUUUCAACUGAGAUUCAGCUCACGAAGUUUGCCGCACAUUACCUUCGACUCGGUAAUGGAACCCAGUGGUUCGAUUGGCAAAGUUUUCUUCGAGCGGUCCGCGCCUACCAAAGGGACGAUCUCAUUCUCAUUUAUCCGAAUGGUAAUGCCCUCGUUGGAGAAGAAGGGGGAAGGGAGCUGAUAAGAGGCUCAAGUGAUAAGCCUACCCUUGGUCGGACUCACGAACCAAUCAUUCGUCUCGAUGAGUUGAGCGCAGUCUCAAAUAUCGCUGACUACAUCGUUUACUUCGUUACCCAAAUCGUUGGAGUGUCGAUUGACGCUGAUGCCAUCUAUGGCACGGUUCUGAAUGCAUUCACCAACUUGGAGUGGGCAAGCGAAAGCGGAUUCGCAGAUUUCUCAUCGUCGAGCACAGGGACCAACUCGUCUUGGGAAUACAGGAUCACCUUUUCGGAAACGUACUCUGGCUCGAGUGACACCUUCCUGAGCUUUGUGAGCACAAUCCUUCUGGAAGCAGAUAUCAAGAACAGGUCGUCGUGGUGGGGCCUUGUGAGCAGCUCCCGACAACAUUUCCGCUGUGAAAUUAUCGGACUCAAGUUCAAGGUCACCAAAGGCUUCCGGGACCCUGUAAAUCCGUUUGAUAAAUUCUCUGAUAUCUCAAUCUGA
Molecule: messenger RNA, 765 nt
Organism: Lentinula edodes (shiitake mushroom)
Lineage: Eukaryota; Fungi; Basidiomycota; Agaricomycetes; Agaricales; Omphalotaceae
Product: delta-endotoxin CytB
Exons: 3
Coding region: 1-765 (254 amino acids)
Source: RefSeq, a predicted model, not a curated record